Plectropomus leopardus (leopard coralgrouper) is the source of this 3487-nucleotide messenger RNA. Lineage: Eukaryota; Metazoa; Chordata; Actinopteri; Perciformes; Serranidae. The record is from RefSeq and is a predicted model, not a curated record.
CGACGUUCAUUUCAUAUUCGAGCACUGUAUUUUGGUCCAAAUGGGACGCACAGUCACGUCUCCGCCCUGCUCUGUCCCCGCGCGCCCAGCCUCUUCCCAGCGCAUUUAAUCGGUAAAAUGUUUUUUUUUUUCCGGAGCAGCGGAGGAGACUCCGACAGCGAAAGGAAGGCAAGAAGUGAAUGACUACUAGUGGAGUAAGUCAGCAACACCGCCCAGUCGGCGGACAUUUACCACGGUGGGCACGCAUUCAGGCUUUUAAAUGUAGUAGGUGUAACCAAGUGCGCACCGUUAUUUCUUCAGAGUGGGGGACUUUUCAUUGGCAGAGAUGGAAAGUGUGCAGGCUGUCGCUGAGGACGGCGCGUCGGAUGGAGGCGCGACCAAGUUAAUGAAGAAGCCCAGUGGACUGUCUGUCGCCCGGGGGACUCCAGCGGAUGAUGGCGGUGGACAUUUGGCACCCUCCCGCUUAGAGGCAAAUUCUCAUUCCGCCUCUUCAGCUGCAUCCAGUGCGUCAAACCGAGCUGUGCCUGCGUCUAAUGGCCGGGGCUCAUCCAGCAACUCCCUCCUGUUGAGACGGCGGCGCUUGAAGAGGAACCUCUCCGCCGCAGCUGCAGCCACCGCCACCUCAGCUGUCACCACCGCCAAGAUGAACUCGGCCCUGUCCUCUGCGUCUCUGCACACUCGGAGCCUGGACAGGAAAGCUCUGCUGAAGCACCGACAGAGCAUGCAGCUGCAGCCCGCAGAUCGCGAGUGGGUGAGAGCAGAUCUCCACCGGGGCUCCAUACAUGUCCACGACAGACUGACGCCCUCAUAUCCCAGGCCGGUCCUUUGCACUAUGGACACCACAGCCGGCGAGGUGGCGCUCCGUCUGAGCAAACUCUGCAGUAAGUCGAGCUCUGUUAUGCGCAUUUUUUGCAAAGAUAACCCCAAGACUGACCAAAAUGGCAACUGCAAUGUGAAGUAUGAGUAUAAUGAUAACUCGUGCAAGGUGAAUGAAGACUCAAAAUGCAGCCACCUGACUCCUCUGGAGUCCACAGAAUUGAGGGGCCAUCCCAGUGACAGGUUGAGGCUGCUGCUCAUGGAGAAUGCAGAUGAGAGGCAAAAGCAACAGGACGUUGAUGGAAAACUUUUCACCCCAGAAUCAGAGUCACAAGACAACAUAGCUUGUUCACUGUCAGAUUUAAACUCCAACAUGGAUACCCCCAAUGAUGACGACUCGGAGCACAGGAACGGAUUGGACAGCUAUGGAUUAAAUUCUGGAUCAGAUGUAGAGAGCAGUGCAUUCGAUGACCUGAGCUCCGGGGCCCGGCUCAGUGAGCACAGGGACUCCCUCAGUGAUGACAUGGUCCUGGGCACAGAGGCAUCCAUCCUCAGCCCCUCCUUUGACAGUGCCACAGAGGGCCACGACCUGUACGGUAGCUCCUCGGACGAACUGGACCUGGACUGUCCCGCGUCGACCGAAAGCAUGGACCCCAUCUCGCAACAUCACACCAACGGCAUCGGCACCGUCACUGCCAACUACAAACAGUGUAACAUAGGACAUUUAAACGACAUGACCAACAAUAUGGGACAAGAUAGCAGACUCAACCCUCACAGUCUGGGCAGCCUGCCACCCAGCAGUAGUGCCGGCUCAUUGUCAAGAGCCUGUUCUACAGGUAAUACACCUGAUAUCCAAGAUCCAGACUGUGGCCAAAGUGCUGCAAAAUCAGGCCCGACAUCAGACCACAAUGGAGAUUCCUGUGAUUCCAGCCCCACGCUGUAUGUUCAGCUACAUGGCGAGGCUGUCAGGAGGCUUAGUCCAGAUGAGAGACCUCUGCAGAUCCAGAAUGACUUUCUCUUUAAGCUUGGAUUUAAGGACCCGUGGAGAGUUCAAGAGGAAGGGCUGAACACGGAAAUUGGCUCCUUGUUACGGUUCUAUGCAGGGAAGCCCCAAAGCAUCGAGAGCUCAGAGCGGGUUCAGCUGUCAGGGACAUACAACGUUCGGAAAGGGAAGCUUCAGCUACCGGUCAACCGCUGGACCAGACGGCAGGUCAUCCUGUGCGGCACCUGCCUCAUCGUCUCCUCUGUCAAGGAGAGCCAGACGGGGAAGAUGCACAUCCUGCCGCUCAUUGGAGGAAAAGUGGAGGAGGUGAAGAAGCACAAUCACUGUUUGGCCUUCAGCUCAGCAGGGCCUCAGAGUCAAACCUACUACGUCAGCUUUGACAGCUUCACGGAGCACCUGCGCUGGCACAGACAUGCUGCCAAGAUGGUGUCCCAGAGGAUCAACUCGGUAGAUUUGUCCUGCUGCAGCCUGGAACAACUUCCUCCCAACCUCUUCUACAGUCACGACCUAACCCACCUCAACCUCAAACACAACUUCCUGCCUGCAGACCAGCGACUGCAGCAGCUUCAGAGAUUUUCUCGUCUGCGGAGCCUCAACCUGUCCAACAACCACCUUGGUCAGUUCCCCCCAGCCAUCUGUGACAUCCCCACACUGACGGAGGUCAACCUCAGCUGUAAUUACUUGGCCUGCGUCCCCAGCUCUGUGGGAGCCAUGACCAAUUUGCAGACGUUCCUUUUGGAUGGCAACAGUCUCGAUGAGCUGCCCAGUGAGCUGGGUUCCCUCCAGCGGCUAAGUUACUUGGGCCUUUCCUUCAACCAGUUCAACCAUGUGCCACAGGUGCUGGAGCAGUUAGCCUCCAUGGAGAAGCUGUGCAUGGCUGGAAACAACCUACAGACACUCACCCUGCAGAAUUUCCGACUGCUCCGUGUCAAACACAUUGAUCUAAGGUUGAAUAAGAUCUCCAGCAUGGUGCCAGAUGAGCCUGACCUACUGAGGCACGUGACCCAGCUGGAUGUGAGGGACAACAGGCUGACGGACCUGGACGCCUCGGUCUUCCCCAGACUGGAGGUGCUUCACUGUGAGAGGAACCGCAUCGAAAGCCUCAAGGCCAAGGGUUGCUUGCUCAAAGGCAUAUACGCCUCCAACAACGAGCUACGACAACUGGAUGUGAGUCCUGUGCCCUCCAAUCUUAGUUACAUGGACAUCUCAAGGAACCAUAUGGAGUCUUUGCCAGACUGGCUGUGUGAAGCUAAGAAACUGGAAGUUCUGGACAUGAGCCACAACCUCAUCACUGAGCUCCCGGCGCGGUUGUUAUGCAGCAACAGUCUGAGGAAGCUGAGUGCAGGACAUAACCAGUUGCAGAAGCUGCCUGAAAGAGUGGAGCGCCCUCUGCUGGAGGUUUUGGACAUACAGCAUAAUCAACUGGUGGAGCUGCCUUGCAACCUGUUCCUCAAAUCUGACAGCUUGCGGUGCGUAAAUGCGUCAGCCAAUAAGUUGGAGCACCUGCCUCCAUCCAGCCUAUCAGAAGACAGUCACAGCAUACUGCAGGAGCUCUACCUGACCAAUAACCGGCUGACGGAUAAGUGUGUGCCCCUGCUGACGGGCCACGCUCACCUGCGUGUUCUGCACAUGGCCUACAACCAUCUCCAGACCUUUCCCGCCAGGUAA